AUGACCUACACAGAGGUGACAAUCGGCCCCGGCGUGGUGGUGGGCAUACUUGUCUUUUUUGGCCUUGCGCUGAUGCAUGAGCUCUUCGUAGGGGCAAGGGGUAAGCCGCUCUUGGCAAGGAGGGAUGGCAGCAACUCAACUCUGCUCCAGCUUGCCUUCUUGAUUGGCUGGUUCGUGCCUUUCGUCACCAAGUCGUUAUCGAUACCUAUUUCGCUGGACUAUGCAGUCGGGACCAUGCCAGUGGGUGCAUUCAUCGGCACCUGGGCUGGGAAGAGAUUCACUGACGAACAGAAAUGGGACCAGCGCCAUGCUCGCAAGGUCUAUGUCUGCUGCUAUGGACUUAAUUGCGCGUGUCUGCCGGCCAUUGCUUUGCUCAUACAGGCCUGCAUCGGAUGGAACAUGGAGGCCAAGCGCAUGGUUUUUUGGCUCGUGGUCUUCCUUACUUUUGUAGCCAAUGUGCUUGGUGGCAUGAUCAUGAUUCCGUGGUGCACUAUGUGGAAUUUGGUUACCCCCCACGGUGACAAAACGUUUUGGUCGAUGCUGGCCCAGAGUUCCAAAAACUUUGGCCUCAUCGCGGGUCCGAUUUACUUCGCCAUGCUGAGCCGUUUCGUCCGGGGGAGCGCCAGUGAA
Molecule: messenger RNA, 630 nt
Organism: Symbiodinium sp. CCMP2592
Lineage: Eukaryota; Dinophyceae; Suessiales; Symbiodiniaceae
Source: the annotation of a GenBank genome assembly